Messenger RNA from Zerene cesonia (dogface butterfly), 1395 nucleotides. RefSeq names its product dynein assembly factor 3, axonemal homolog (gene Dnaaf3). Lineage: Eukaryota; Metazoa; Arthropoda; Insecta; Lepidoptera; Pieridae. The transcript has a single exon. The record is from RefSeq and is a predicted model, not a curated record. Bases 16 to 1395 code for a protein of 459 amino acids. Gene Ontology annotation, biological process: motile cilium assembly; axonemal dynein complex assembly.
GGGAACACACGUAAAAUGUUCUGGGGAAUAAGCCCUGCGUUAGACCUGCAAGAGGAAUACUUAAGAUAUGGUGAUGAAAAUGCCUAUGAACUCAACUUUCUUAUCAUCGGAGGAUGCGAUGCAAGGCAUCUUAUCAAAACCUUGGCUCAAGCAUAUCGCCAUAAACGACGUUACAUGAAUUUGUUUGUAGUCGAUGGCUGUCCUGAACUCAUCGCACGUCAAUUGCUUUUACUAUCCUUGGCAUUGGAGAGAACCACGCGGUGUGGUUUACUAGAAAAGACCAGACGUUUUCUGGAAGUGUAUGGAAAUCUCCUACUUCGAUCGUCAACUUCACGGUAUUUGAACGCAAAAGCUCGUCAACUUGUAUGUAUGAUUACUAAUCCAGAAUACAUGAGCUGUCUCUUACCGUGCAUCUCGGUGGACCAGACAAAAUAUAGAGAACGGGAUUACAUUGAAAAUCUCUUCAAUUUUUGGACUACAGGCAACACGAAUCAAUUUAAUGCCUGUGAGCUGUGGGAACAUCGCAUCCGUCACAGCCUUGGAGUCAGAUACGACAACAGGGCUGGAGUAUUCGAUUGGGAUUAUCACAUGCGUAUGAAAGAAGUGGCUAGUCAGAUUUGCUUCCAAGAAUACAAACAUUUUAGAGAGCACGGUGUUGCAUUUACAUGGUUGGAGACGGAGGUUUGUCGCCCAAAUGUUAGUUUCUCUGCUGGCGUUUAUAAAUGUGGAGAUCGAUACUUGCAUCGUGGAUAUCUUGGCGAUUUGGUGACGUCGCCGUAUAUCGCAUAUGGAUUGGAUUGCGAAGAUAAAGAUAUGUUGAAGUCUACUCAUGGUGUUAACUUUAAGCGCGCUACAGACAUUUCUGAACGGAAUGUCAUGCGUUUGCUUUAUGAGCUGGAGAAUCGUCAGGCUUUCGAUGUUAAUAAGUAUAGUUUGGAUACCCAGAACUUAGGGAUGGUGACAUUAAGCCAGCUGGAUGCGAAGAUUUCUGAUAUUGUUCCAGAAGCUCCGUUGAUUUUGCACGAAGACAGGGAGACGUAUAUCGAAGUGGAUUACGGGAAGGUUCAUUUUCUGUCUUUGUCUGCAUUGGAACAUUAUCCGCAUAAGCCACACUUCCAAGGACUUUUCCAUGGCGUUUUUGUGGGUCAUAAUAUGCUAUCGCGAUUGAAGCCGAGUGUUUGGUCGAUGGCACGUGAUGAUGCCAUUGUGUUAAUGGAAACUCGGAAGUAUAUGGUUGAAUUUAAGAGGGAAGAUGUUAAGUCAUAUGGAGAGAUUAUGCAGCAGGCAGCUACGACUGCGCAGUGUGAUAAAAUUUCUGCGAUCAAUCCGGAAAAGGAUGAUUUUGCGAAGUAUCUUAUAAGAAGAAAGAGUGAGAGUACCGAUAUAUCGAUUUAA